This is a messenger RNA of Lachancea meyersii CBS 8951, 3381 nucleotides long. The record is from the annotation of a GenBank genome assembly. Lineage: Eukaryota; Fungi; Ascomycota; Saccharomycetes; Saccharomycetales; Saccharomycetaceae.
AUGAGCGACCUUCCUGCUGAUGGCCAAGAGGUGGACAUACCGCCUGACAUAUUGCUCAAGCUGGAUCUGACGCUUGGCCCUGGAUCGCAAAUAUCGAAACAUGCGCGGGAAGCGGGCGUCGACGGCUCGUCAACCGCAUCGUCUACAGACUCGUUAACUAUGCUGUUAGAGCGACAACGGCAGCGUCAGCUCAACCACCCAUUGCAUCAGAGCCACAUUUCGGCCUCCGUGGGCUCUGCACGACCUAAGGUCAAGGAAACUACCAAGAUUUCGCUAGAAUACGAUCCAAUUUCCAAACGAAAGGUUUUAAACACAUACGAAAUUAUCGGCGAACUAGGACAUGGCCAACAUGGCAAAGUGAAGCUGGCCAAGGACCUGGUCACCAAGCAGCUGGUGGCCAUCAAAAUUGUGGAUCGGAACGGAAGUAAAAGCGACCGCUUCAGCUUUAAAAAAAAGAAAGGUGGAGACGACAACCAGAUAAAACGGGAAGUGGCAAUCAUGAAAAAGUGCCACCAUAAGCAUGUGGUGAAAUUGAUAGAGGUGCUGGACGACUCCAUGUCGCGCAAGAUUUAUUUGGUGUUGGAGUAUUGUUCCUCAGGAGAAGUCAAGUGGUGUCCAGGCGACCAGCUGGAGACCGAAGCUCAAGGUCCUCCACUGCUCACAUUCCAAAGAGCCCGAGAGAUUUUCAGAGGCGUCAUUUUGGGUUUAGAAUAUUUGCAUUACCAGGGAAUCAUACACCGAGACAUAAAGCCAGCUAAUUUACUAAUUUCUGAAUCGGGCGUCGUCAAAAUCUCUGAUUUUGGCGUUUCAUUUGCCGCCAGCAAAGAUGGGGAAGGCGACGAUACCCUGGACGAACUGGAACUUGCCAAAACCGCCGGAACACCUGCAUUUUUUGCUCCAGAGAUCUGUAUGGGACACGAUGCCUACGAAAGGUAUUGCAAAAACGAUAUUGACUUGCAAAGGGGCUCCAUGAUAUCAAACAAAAUUGAUAUUUGGGCAGUCGGAGUGACUCUACAUUGCCUUUUAUUUGGUAUGCUGCCAUUCCGCUCAGACUACGAAUUGAAAUUAUUUGAUAAAAUCAUAAAUGAUCCACUGACAUUACAGCCCUACGAAGAACUGCCCCACAAGAAAAUCUCUGAAAUUUCUUCCGAACACGAGUAUGAAGCAGCAAAAGACCUGCUACUAAAGUUGCUCACUAAGAAUCCUUUUGAAAGAAUUAGCGUAAAGGACAUCAAAAGGCAUCCGUUCGUUUGUUGGGACUUCGAGAAUGAUAUUGAUAAAAACACCAAUGUUGCACUUUCCAAAGCACGCGAGAAGCUAGAUUUUCAAAGAUCGCAAGACGAAGAAUAUCAGCAAAUUUCAGUCUCUACUCAUGAGUUGGAUAAUGCUGUCUGUGGAAUCGGAAAUAAGCUCAAUCGCUCUGUAUGGAAUGCCUUGGAUUCUGUCAAAAGAGACGGAGAUGACUCUACUCAAACCCUAACCGAACUGAAUAAAGAUACUAAUGACACUAACGACUAUCAUGACCAAACUAAUGACGGUAUCGAUGACCUAAGUCGCUUCUCACAACUCAGCAUAAAAACCAACGACAGCGCACAAGCUAGUAAUGGAAAUUUCAUAUUAAGCGAGGGUCCAUUGGUCAGAGAACGCAGUAGCACGGGUGAGCUUAGCGCAAGAGAAAUAUUUCAGCAAGAAUUGCAGAGGUUCGACAAGAAAAGGGACCCCAACUCCAUUGUGUCAUUGCCCGUCAAUUCUUCUUUCGCUUCACUCGAUAGCUUCUACAUGGACACAUAUGCAGCGCAUCAACCAACAUCACAGGUGAGGUCCGCUGCAGGCACCCCAACGUCCUAUGAGAAGACACCUACUAUUUUCGCCCGUCCUCCACAAGCCCUUUUGAAUUCAAAACACUCGCAGGAUCGCAGGGCUUCAUAUGGCGUCAAUCACAACGCGGUUCCCAGAAAUUCCUACAACAGUACAAGGUACCGUAAUCCACUCGCGAUGAGUCCGAAAUCGGAUCGAGACCCUCGAAAAACGGCGCAGUCAGGACCACCCGUCGUUAGUAGGCUGAUGCAAGGCAACGGUUACGAGGCCCCUCGGGUUAGACAUCCGCCUUGGGGUGAAUUGAAUGCGACGAAUUCUCAUUAUCAGCGUCAAGACGUUUCGAACGCCAAGCGCUCAACGGAAACAUCAUCGCAAGAACAAGGAGUCAGGACCGGUAAACAUCAAGGAAACAAACAGCCAAGCAACGUCAAUGGUCAUCGAGGGAACUUUUUCUCAAGCUACGAUGGAAGUGACGAAGAUGACAGCCAAUCGACCGCCACCAGCGGAGCCUCUUCUUCACAAAAUGAUUAUCACUCUGACGAGUACCGUUCAGAGACUGAAUCUUUACCAUACGAGUUCGGGAUUGACUCAGAACAUGGAAGCACAAUUUCACUCCGGGAUUUACCAACAACCGGCGCUUUCUCAACGUUAGGACCUAGGGCUGUGGAAAACAAAAGUGGAAUGGUGGACGACGUUGACGAGGACAACGAGCUUACUUUGAAUCUCGGGACGGCAGGACAUACUCGCCGACAAGGAUCUGUAUCCAGUAACGCCAGCUCUCAGAGAUACCGGCGUUCUCGGAGACCUUCAUAUAGUCAACCUACCGUAUCCAGUCCGCACGGCCAACUACCAAGUUUUCGAACUAAGAUGUUUGAACCAGCUUCUAUUCCUAAUAACGGAUCUUCAGCUAGUUCUUCUACGCUCACUGCAGGCAACAAUGGUGGCCUUUGCGACACCGUUGUAAACAUAAAUCCAGAAAGCUUGGAAAUCGCACCUGAUGCGGAGGGCUUCAUAUUGGGAGGCGCAAGUGAUGGAAGCGUCGAUAUACCAGCAGACGUUUUGAACAUGAUUCCCGAGUUAAACGUUGAGAGAGAUGAAAGACCGAUGCAAAUCUCCAAGGAGAGGAGUGCUGCAGAAUUCAGCAACUCUUCGUGGAAAACGUCUCAUUCAAAAGGCUCGGGACAGAACUCGCUUAUUUUCGUCAACAAAGCGCCCUUGCCCUCGACGCAAGAAGUCAGUGUUAGCCCCGUCGUUAACACGCCGCUGAGACGAGACCGCGCUCAUGUUACUUCCAAGGACUUGCUUCAGAGUGUCUUGACCUCCGCGGGUUCAAGUAGAAGACCAUCUGUAUCUCCCAUGGCGCAUAGCGUCUUGAAGCGCGACCACUUAAACGACACCUAUGUCAACCAUUAUGAGGGCAAGCGUGAGACGAAAUAUUCCUCCAAAUCUCAGACAAGAAGAAAACCAGAGAAGAGCAGGGACUUGGAGGGACGCUAUAGAUCGAAAUCAGUGAGUGUGGGGCUGUUAAACGACCGUAGACCAUCGGAACAACUCAACUCCUAG